ACGAGAUUGAAAAACGAUUAAGCUUUAAAUUAAUUUAGUAAUUUCCAAUCCAUGAAUGUGAUCAGAUAGAAAAUAGUACAAAUUUCAGGAUGAAAACUUUCGUCGCAGUUUUGGGAAUCUGCAUAGUGGGAAUUCUGGCUGAGACCACAGAUGAAGAAAAUACAAGCUUUGGGGCUGUCAAAAACACUUGCAUAAAGGAAGUUGGUUUUGAUUCAGAUACGCUUGAGAAGACUAUGAAAGAAAAAUUGGAAAAGAAUGAUGAGAAGCUGGGUUGUUUAUUUGCUUGCAUAUCGAAAAAACUUGGAUUGAUGAAUUCUGACGGUUUCAUCGAUGAAAGUAAACUUCCUAGAGUUCGAGGCGUUUCUGAUAAGGAGAAAGCUGAUAUGAUUAGGAAUAAAUGUAAAGUUAUGAAGGGAGAUAACGAUUGCGAGACCGCACUGAAAGUAGUAAGGUGCAUGCAAAUAAACAUUUAAGAACAAAAAUCCGAUUGCCACACAGUAAAGGGCAAAUUUCUAAUCUGCGUUCCGAUACAAAUUCUGCAAAUGCAUUUAAGCAUUGUUAAAGAGAUGUGAUGCAAAGUGCGGGUUCACUGGAUCUAAAUAAAAUUACUAUAUCAUCUGCAAAUUUGAAUGUGACAGCCCGCCGGCAAAAAUCGAUGGAGCUUGCCAUUGAUAUUAAAAUAAAUGUUCUUGCAUGAAAUAGAGUUGUAGAACAAUUUGCCUAUAUUUUUAGGAACACCUAAAUGUCUAAUGUCUAAAAUGUUUAAACACCGUCCAAAUUUCCGUGUAAAGUAAGGCCAGAUUACCCGCAAAUUAUUUACUUUUUUGGAAACCAUAUUGUGUAGGAAGAAAUAUAAGUUAUGCUCAAUAUACCAAUUGAGUCUAUUGUAAA
Messenger RNA from Belonocnema kinseyi, 891 nucleotides. Its product is annotated as general odorant-binding protein 56a-like. The transcript has 6 exons. Gene Ontology annotation, biological process: sensory perception of smell. Lineage: Eukaryota; Metazoa; Arthropoda; Insecta; Hymenoptera; Cynipidae. Gene Ontology annotation, molecular function: odorant binding. The record is from RefSeq and is a predicted model, not a curated record. The coding region runs from base 90 to 473 and encodes 127 amino acids.